GAUCUGAUUGGUGCUGGUGUCAGUACUGCGGCUUCAUCUAUGAAGUGUAACCUGCAGGGUUCAACUCGUUUACCUGCAUCAUCAGAGGAUGGAGACAUUGUCAUUGGAGGUGUUUUUUCUAUUCACCCCAAACUUGACACAGUGAUUUAUAACUACACCACCAAGCCUGAACCUCCAAGAUGCACAGGGAGCUUGUAUUCCCGAGGUUUGCGCUUCUCUCAAGCAAUGAUCUUUGCCAUUGAGGAGAUAAACAACAGCACUGAGCUGCUGCCAGGCAUCAAACUUGGUUAUCAGAUAUAUGAUUCCUGUGUCGCAGUUUCCUUGGCUGUGCAUGCGGCUUUUCAGUUAUUAAAUGGCCAGGAUCAUAUCUUUUACAAAGACAAAAAUUGUUCCCAAUCUGGUAUGGUGAUGGCUGUUAUUGGGAACUCUGGAUCCACACUAUCUAUCAGCAUUUCACACAUCAUUGGGCCCUUCAAUGUCCCUCUGGUGAGCCCCCUUGCCACUUGUGCCUGCCUGUCAGAUAAGCAGCAGUACCCAACAUUUUUCAGAACAAUUCCCAGUGAUCAGUUCCAAGCUGACACUCUGGCCAAACUGGUGAAACACUUUGGUUGGACUUGGAUCGGUGCUAUCCGUUCUGACUCAGAUUAUGGAAAUGAUGGGAUGGCAUCUUUUUUGGAUGCAGCGCAGAAAGAGGGGAUCUGUGUGGAGUACUCUGAAGCUUUUUUUCGGACCGACCCUCGCAGCAAGAUAAAGAAAAUAGCCGGUGUUAUCCGCAGGUCAACAUCAAGGGUUAUUGUGGCUUUUGCAGCCUUUGGAGAAAUGAGCGUCCUUUUGGAAGAGUUGUCUUUGGAUCCCCCACCACCUCGUCAGUGGAUAGGAAGUGAGGGCUGGAUAACUGACCCACCAUUGAUGAGUUACAGUUUCUGUGCAGGAGCCAUUGGAGUUACCAUUCAGAAAUCUGUCAUCCCAGGUCUGAGAGACUUCCUGCUGGAUCUCUCUCCCAGUGAAGUAGCUGCCUCUGCAGUGCUUACUGAGUUCUGGGAGGAUGCAUUCAACUGCAGCUUGAAUAAAAAUAACAAUAUCAACAAAAGAGCAUGUGAUGGAACUGAAGAUAUAAGGACACUUGAAAACCCGUACACUGACACAUCUCAGUUAAGAAUCACUAACAUGGUGUACAAGGCUGUUUAUGCUGUAGCUCAUGCCAUUCACAAUGCAGUGUGUGAGGAAACAAAUCUCAUUGCUCAGUGUGACAAACACUUCAAACUAGAAUCCAAGCAGGUUUUUGCUGAACUGAAAAAAGUCAACUUUUCUCGCAAUGGUUAUCCUGUAUCAUUUGAUGUUAACGGGGAUCCAGUUGCUUUUUAUGAGCUGGUAAACUGGCAGAAGAGUGAGAGUGGAGUUACUGAACUAGUAACUGUUGGAUAUUAUGAUGCAUCACUGCCAAAAGGCCAGCAGUUUCAGAUCAACAGGAACAUAACCUGGAUGGAUGGUGGCACAAAAGUUCCACUAUCAGUGUGCUCUGAACGUUGUCCUCCAGGAACCCAUAAAGUGUUGCAGAAAGGAAAACCCAUCUGCUGCUAUGAUUGUAUACCAUGUCCUGAAGGAGAGAUCAGUAACAUGACAGAUUCUCCAGAUUGCUUCCCAUGUUCCGAGGAAUUCUGGUCUAAUGUGAAAAGAGAUGCUUGUUCGCCCAAACCUGUUGAGUUUCUGUCUUUUGAUGAAGUCCUGGCAAUCAUCCUGGCUACAUUUUCUGGUUUGGGCGUGUCUCUGGCCAUCAUAACAGCAGUUAUUUUCUUUCGUCACAGAACAUCUCCAGUUGUUAAAGCCAACAACUCUGAGCUGAGCUUCCUACUGCUAUUUUCUCUGAUUCUAUGUUUCUUAUGUUCAUUAACUUUCAUUGGAGCUCCCUCUGAGUGGUCCUGCAUGCUGAGACACACAGCCUUUGGUAUCAUCUUUGUUCUCUGUAUCUCCUGUGUUCUUGGC
Molecule: messenger RNA, 1983 nt
Organism: Austrofundulus limnaeus
Lineage: Eukaryota; Metazoa; Chordata; Actinopteri; Cyprinodontiformes; Rivulidae
Product: extracellular calcium-sensing receptor
Exons: 8
Biological process (GO): G protein-coupled receptor signaling pathway
Cellular component (GO): plasma membrane
Molecular function (GO): G protein-coupled receptor activity
Source: RefSeq, a predicted model, not a curated record